AUGAUGGCGUGGGACAAUCCUAAAGACUAUGCGCAAAUUCACUGUCCUCGUAAGCCUAAGCAGUGCGAGAACGAGUGGAAGACAAUUGUAUGUUGUGCAGCAAAUAUAAUAUUCCAUGUUGACUUGUGCGAGGCGAAAGUGAGGCCAGAGUAUCUACCUGCCUUGAAGUAUACAGAUCAACUGUCAACUGUAAGUAUCGUAAUGAGACUAACCGAUGGUAUACGAGGUACGGAUCCAAAAAAGCGGGGUUCAUGGCCGAAGGGAGUUCCCGGAGACAAAAUCAAAGAUCUUAUGGCAACUAACCCCUUGUUCAGUGUUGGUACCCUUCAAGGUGCCUUUAAUUAUAACAAGGAUGCUGUCCAGGGGCAAAUUUUACUACCCAACAUCGAUAUGUCUACUGGUCAAUGGGUUUUUGGCCUAUCGAAAGAAUGGUCGUAG
Sphaeroforma arctica JP610 is the source of this 438-nucleotide messenger RNA. RefSeq lists its product as hypothetical. The record is from RefSeq and is a predicted model, not a curated record. The transcript has 2 exons. Lineage: Eukaryota; Ichthyosporea; Ichthyophonida. The coding region runs from base 1 to 438 and encodes 145 amino acids.